AUGGCAGCUCCAACCAGAGUGAUGCUUUAUAGCCCUCAUGUAAAAGAGAGUAUAUCUCUAAUGAGCAGCGAGGCUGAAUCUCCAAACUACAGAGGAUUUUUGAACCUAGGAGGAAUCAUAAUUAUUGUCGCUAAUUUUAGAUUGAUCAUUGAAAACAUAUUAAAGUACGGCUUUCUGUUAAAGCUGCCAUCUCCCUUUGAAUUUUACAACCACUACUCAGGAUGGCCUUGCUUAAGCACCGCAAUUCUCUUGAUUAUUCCUUUAGCCAUCUCAUAUUAUACUGAGACAAAGCUCGCACAGAAACUUUCAUCAGGAAUGGUCAAGCUUUUGAUGAUCCUCAAUAUUUGUGCAACUCUAAUAGUCCCACCCUAUAUGGUCUCUCUAACAGAAGCUUAUCCUCUGCCUGCCUCUGCUUUAUUGUCGAUCUCUUUGAUAUGUGCAAUGAAGCUUUAUAGCUUUUCUGACGUCAUGUCAGAAGUGAGGAUAUGUUAUAAAAAUAAAGAAUAUGAAAAAUUCCCUAGUGACAUAAAAGAAGUAGUAGCUAAUUCUCCCUUUUAAAUUAAAACAAAAUAAGACUAAUUUUAAUUUAAAAAUUUAAGCCUAAUAAAAUUGUAAUUUUUUUUGUAAAAAAUUAUAAUUUGUUGCACUAGCUUUUUUGCUCAAUUUAAUGCUGCCGAAAUUAAAAAUUUGCAUUAAGCUCGCUAUAUUUUAAAUAGGUGAGUUCAAGCAAAAUGAUAUUUAAACAAGUUAGCAUUCUAAAUCGAUAAUUUCUUGGUUCUAAUUUAAAAGGAGGAUUAAAUACCCGAAUAUUUGCAGUAUAAGGCAUUUUGCUUACUUUAUUACAGCACCAACUCUAUGCUUCCAAUUCACUUACCCUAGAUCUCCAUGUAUUAGAAAAGCGUGACUUUUUAAAAGAAUCGCUGAAUGAAUUCUUGCAUUAUCCUUUAUGGUUAUCUUAAUUCAACAAUAUAUGAUGCCUUUAAUUCAGAAUACAUUGCCUAUCAUUAAUAAAGAGCCUAUAAAUUAUACUGCUCUACUAGAAAGGCACCUUAAAUUAUCACUACCGAACCUUUACUUCUGGCUGAUCAUGUUUUUCUCAGCAUUCCAAUGCUUCACCAAUAUUGUUGCAGAACUGACACGAUUUGGAGACAGGACUUUCUAUAAAGAAUGGUGGAAUUCUAGGACUUUAGGUGAGUACUGGAAUUAAGAAUUAAAGUCAGGCGCUAGCCAUAUUGGUGGCGCAGUCACCAAACACCUCCCGUACGGUGUUCAUCCGCUUUUCGACUCCAGCCCAGAUGGUCUAGCUAUCUUGCGAGUGCCCUUCUGAUACCUUCCGUCUCCUCCUUGCAUUGUGGCUUAAGUCUUGAGUGGGCGGCUUAUGGAUUUCUACGGCCCUGCUACGGGCGAUUGGAGUAGCUUGAUUUCAAGGAUACUUGGAGUCUAUCGGGUUUCGAAGUGCCUUCCUUCUUGGCUACAGGAAAAAGACUGUUCCCCUGUGGCCUGGGCCGAAACCCCCAGUUUCUCGAUAGAGGAAUGCCCAAUGGGUCUUCGGAUCCAAAGGACGUUGCUGAGCACCUCCAUUUCCAACCACAGGAAAGCAGCCAAUACCUACCCGGAUACACACCUCUGGAGCCUGCAGUUGAUUCUCAGCUCGGAGUCCAUCCCAGUUCGCCGUAGCAAUAAGGUCUGGACUGCUGUGCCAAGAGGGCAGGUUGACACGUGUCACCAUUUUAAUGUAUAUCUAGGCGAGUACUGGAAGUUGUGGAACAUCCCAGUCCACUCUUGGCUGCUUCGCCAUGUGCAUUUCCCUCUGAUUAAUAUGGGUUGCCACAAAAAUUUCGCUAUGUUUGUAACAUUUUUUAUAUCUGCAGUAGGCCAUGAGUAUUUGAUCAGCGGAGCUUGCAGGAUUGUGUCGUACUGGGCUUUCUUGGCGAUGAUGAUGCAGAUCCCGCUUAUCAUUGUGAUGGACAUCUUUAAGUCAUUUUUAUUAAAAACUCAGAUAGGCAACGUGGUGUUUUGGGUGAGCUUCUGCAUCAUUGGGCAGCCUUUGGCAGUGCUGAUUUACUCAAUCCAAGUCAUCAAUAGGAUGAAUCCAUAA
Molecule: messenger RNA, 2098 nt
Organism: Blepharisma stoltei
Lineage: Eukaryota; Ciliophora; Heterotrichea; Heterotrichida; Blepharismidae
Source: the annotation of a GenBank genome assembly